UGUUUCCAGAUGUAUACUUGAAUUGUUCUGCAGAGAAUAAAGGCAUCUGGACAUUUUCAAUUGCCGUAGGAAUUUUUCCUUGAAAAACCAUUGGUUUUCUAGAAGAAACCGAACCACUUUGCCCCUUCUUUCGCUCUAGAUCUCCUACAUUUCAAACAUAGCAAGGAAAGAAAAACCACCAGCUGGGUCUGGUUAAUUAGCAAGUCAAUGAUCAAUAGAUCAUGCGAUUCAUGCCCCUCCCUCCUCCUCUAUUAAAUUAAGCAAAAGCAGACCGAGUCGAUUGUUCUUGCUCUUACUGCAAGAAAAGGACUUGGAAAACGCAAGUUGUCGGGCGUCCGGUGCUUAUAGAGAAAGUCUAAGAAAUUGUGUAUAUUGCAGCUUUAAAGCAAAGGCUGCCCUUUAUAUAUAUAUACAUAUAGGUACAAUCUCAAGUAUAGCACAAUAAAUUAAAUGUGCCUUUUUGUACAGUUUCGAAUGGUCAUGGGUUGUCGAUCUUUUCUAUUUCUAGUUCUAGGCUUUGUCCUUCAAUGGUGCUUUGUGUCUUGUCUUUAUCACCCGCUAGACCCUUUCAACUCUACAGAAAUAGACCAAAUAAGGACCAUAAUUCAAAAGUCUCAGCUUGGCUCACUUCCCAACCUAACCUAUCAUUCUGUUGAUCUUGAGGAGCCAGAAAAAGAAGAUGUCUUCAACUGGCUUUCUUCUAGUAAAGAAAGCAGCAGGCCUAGUCGUCGAGCCAAGGUGGUGGUUCGAGCCAGGGGUGAGACUCGUGAGCUCAUUUUAGAUUUGACAAAUGGCUCAAUCACAUCGGACCAGGUUUACAGCGGUCAUGGCUACCCUCCUCUCACUUUUCCUGAACUUUACCAAGCCAGCAAACUUCCUUUACAGUAUCCCAAAUUCAAGGAGUCAAUUCUCAGAAGGGGCUUGAAUGUGUCUGAAAUUUCCUGCGUGCCAUUUACAGUUGGUUGGUAUGGGGAAAGUGUUACAAAAAGAGCUCUUCGAGUUGCGUGCUUUUAUCGUGAAGGGUCUGUUAAUGUCUUUGUAAGGCCCAUUGAGGGCAUAACUUUGUUAGUUGAUGUUGAUGCCAUGAAAAUCACAAUGUACACUGAUAGAUUUACAGCACCCGUGCCUAAAGCUGAGGGCACCGACUUUCAAUCACCAAAUGGGGGGCCUAAUUCGACUACUUAUAACAAAACAAAACCUGGGUUCACCAUUGAUGGCCACCAGGUCAGAUGGGCUAAUUGGGUUUUUCAUGUAGGAUUCGAUGCUCGGGCUGGAGUUACCAUAUCAACAGCUUCAAUAUUUGAUGCCAAACAAAGGAAGUUUCGGCGCGUGCUGUAUAGAGGACAUGUGUCUGAGACAUUUGUGCCGUAUAUGGAUCCUACUGUUGAAUGGUAUUUUAGGACUUUCAUGGACGUUGGUGAAUUUGGGUUCGGGCGAGCAGCUGAUACCCUGCAGCCAUUGACUGAUUGCCCAGAAAACGCUGCAUAUAUUGAUGGGUUAAUGGUUGGGCCAGAUGGGCUGCCACAACAGGUACCGAGGGUAAUUUGCAUUUUUGAGCGACAUGGUGGAAAUGUAGCUUGGAGACAUACUGAAAUCAAUGUUCCUGGGAGACUGGUAAGAGGUGGGGAGGCGGAAAGUACUUUGGUGGUUAGAAUGAUAGCCACUGUGGGAAACUAUGAUUAUAUUCUUGAUUGGGAAUUCAAAAAGAGUGGCAGCAUCAAAGUUGGGGUGGAUUUGACAGGUAUACCAGAGAUGAAGGCCACACCACACACAAAUACCGGUCAAAUAACGGAAAAUGUGUACGGCACCUUAGUAGCAGAAAACACGGUGGCCGUCAACCACGACCACUUCCUCACAUACUAUCUAGAUCUUGACGUUGACGGUGACGGCAACUCCUUCGUCAAAGCGAAGUUACAAACGGCAAGAGCAGCGCAGUCAAACGCCACCUCACCAAGAAAAAGUUAUUGGACGGUGGUUACUGAAACAGCGAAAACUGAAGCGGACGCUAGGGUCCAGCUCGGCUUGGAGCCGGCGGAGCUGCUAGUAGUGAAUCCCAACAAGAAGACGAGGCUUGGGAAUAAUGUGGGUUACGUGCUGAUUAGUGGGAAGCCGGUUAAUUCUCUUUUAUCAGAUGAUGAUUACCCGCAGAUUAGAGCCGCUUAUACAAAGUAUCAAGUGUGGGUGACCGCCUAUAACAAGUCAGAGAGGUGGGCUGGAGGGUUCUACACGGAAGGGAGCCGAGGAGAUGAUGGGUUAGCCGUUUGGAGCCAGAGGAACAGAGCUAUUGACAACAAAGAUAUCGUUUUGUGGUACACGGUAGGGUUCCAUCACGCUCCAUGCCAAGAAGAUUUCCCAGUGAUGCCGACACUUCAUGGCGGAUUCGAGCUCCGGCCGGCAAAUUAUUUUGAAAGCAACCCUUUGCUUGAACAGAAGUGAUCUGACCGACCUAAUGUAUUUGGCCCUCAGGCAAAAUUUUAAAAUUUGGUCUUAUUUUUUUAAUAUUUAAAUAUUAAUUAAAUAAUAUUUAUUUUAGUAUG
Corylus avellana is the source of this 2537-nucleotide messenger RNA. It is a transcript of the gene AO1, whose product is annotated as amine oxidase 1. Gene Ontology annotation, molecular function: quinone binding; copper ion binding; primary methylamine oxidase activity. Lineage: Eukaryota; Viridiplantae; Streptophyta; Magnoliopsida; Fagales; Betulaceae. The record is from RefSeq and is a predicted model, not a curated record. Gene Ontology annotation, biological process: amine metabolic process.